Molecule: messenger RNA, 774 nt
Organism: Pochonia chlamydosporia 170
Lineage: Eukaryota; Fungi; Ascomycota; Sordariomycetes; Hypocreales; Clavicipitaceae
Exons: 1
Coding region: 1-774 (257 amino acids)
Source: RefSeq, a predicted model, not a curated record
AUGAAUCCAAGAUCUAGCUUUGCUGCGUCGGACAUGACAUAUCACAGUUUCCACGACAUUGAGCUACAAGAACCGCCUUCACCUCCCCGGACAAGGAAAUUCGUGGACUCAGAAUACACAACGACCAACACAAAUCAAUACAGUUACCAAGAAGCACCAUAUCCCUCGGCAGUGAAGAUGCAACGGCAGGACUCAGGGUACGAGUCACACCAAUCAGGCUCAGCACGCAACUCCCUUUCCCAAUCUCGACCACGACGCAUGUCAAACGGUUCUUCUGCCGCCGUUGCUCUCACAAGUACUCGGGCUCGCACACGGCCAUCGACACGCAGAUCUGCCAAGUCGUACCCCCAAUCCAGCGUGCAGUCCGUGUACUCACGAAGCAGCGGCAGCGGCAGUGGUAACACACAACAGCCAGCCUCGUACUUCCAGUUCCCAACACCGGACCUAGUCGAGCUCACCGAGACCACAACCCGAGGAGAACCAUCCGUUCACUUGCCGCCGCCCACGACACACUACUGGACAAGCGACAGCACCCGGCGGCUGGAGUAUGCUGCCAUCGAUGCCGCUAGCCGUGGUGUCAAGGGCUGGAUCAGGAGACACCUCGUGCCGGACUGCUUCACGCCCAGACAUGUCGCCUUUGACGACGACUCAGGCAGUGUACGCCGCUACAGGCUUGAGCUCGAAGAAGACGACGACGAAAAGACCUGUCCUCGAGACGGAGAACGUCGCAAGGCGUGGCACCUUUUCUCCCUGCGGAAGAGCAGUACCGCAUGA